This is a messenger RNA of Gamsiella multidivaricata, 1728 nucleotides long. RefSeq names its product Metallo-dependent phosphatase-like protein. Gene Ontology annotation, biological process: nucleotide catabolic process. The transcript is spliced from 2 exons. Gene Ontology annotation, molecular function: hydrolase activity. Bases 1 to 1728 code for a protein of 575 amino acids. Gene Ontology annotation, cellular component: cytosol. NCBI's taxonomy places the organism in Eukaryota, Fungi, Mortierellomycota, Mortierellomycetes, Mortierellales, Mortierellaceae. The record is from RefSeq and is a predicted model, not a curated record.
AUGCGUCUUUUGGCCCUAUUGCCCUUGCUGGCUGUAGCUUCUGCCCACGUCGUUCCCAUCGAGCGUAGAUCCCAGCCCGGUGCCCCUCAGCCUGAUCCCAUUGAUCUGCGUCCUCUGGAGUGGGGUGACCUGAAUGUCAUCAGUACUACUGACACCCAUGGAUGGUUGGCUGGACACGUCAAGGAGGAAUCCUACUCUGCCGAUUUCGGUGAUUUUGCCUCUUUCCUCUCCCACAUGCGCGAGCAGGCCCAACACCGCAAGAAGGAUCUGUUGGUCGUUGACUCUGGCGAUCUGCACGAUGGUAACGGUCUUUCUGAUGCCACUCCGUUAGAUGGUGAGGCCUCCAACCCUAUCUUCCAGAAGGUCAACUACGAUGCCUUGGCCAUCGGAAACCACGAGCUGUACCUCAACGAAAUUGCUGAGGAUACCUACAAGAACUUUGCUCCCAAAUGGGGCAGGAAGUACCUGACCUCGAACACCUUCAUCAAGGAUGCUCACUCCAACAAGACUGUUCCUAUCGGCAGACUCUACAGCAAGUUUCGCAUGAAAUUCGGUACCCGCGUUAUGAGCUAUGGCUUCCUCUACAACUUUGUCGGUGCCGCCAACAACACCGUCAUCGAGCCCUCCAACGUCACUGUCACCCUGCCAUGGUUCCAAAAGUCGCUGAAGGAGGAUGUCGAUGUCUACUUGGUCGUCGGACACGUUCCCGUCCGUUGGGCCGAGGCCUUGAACGUGAUCAAGGCCAUCCGUGCUGUUCAUCCAACCAAGCCCAUCCUCCUCUUUGGUGGACACUUGCACGUCCGUGAUUUCACUGCCUAUGACGGUCGCGCCUACGGUCUCUCUGCUGGUCGUUUCAUGGAAACCCUCGGCUGGAUGUCAGUCUCCGGCAUCCAUGACCGUGCCUGUCGCGUCGAGACCAACUGCAUCGGCAAGAAUUUGACCGUCUCACGUCGUUACCUCGAUACCAACGUCCAUACCUACAAGACUCACUCACUUGCCCACCCCUUGCAGCGCUUCGACACCUGGAGAGGCCGCAAGAUUACCCAGGAGAUCACCAAGCAGCGCAAGGCUCUCGGUCUCUCUACCGUUCUCGGAUGUGCUCCUCAGGAUUAUUAUCUGGACAGAUAUCCUUACACCGACAGCCGCUCGCUCUUGGACCUCGUUACCAAAGAGAUCUUACCCUUCUCGAUCAUUGACAAGACCCGCCCAUACCCUGCCGUGGUCUACAUAAACUCUGGCUGCCAGCGCUUCGAUGUUGCUAAGGGUGCCUUCACUGUCGAUGACACGUAUGUCGUCUCGCCUUUCCAUGAUGACUUUGUCUACGCCACUGUCCCCUAUAAGGCUGCGAAGAAUAUCCUCAACGCCCUCAACAAGGCCCCCUUCCAGAAGCGUGAUGAUGGACCUCCCCCAGCUCCUGACAACGUUACUUUGACUCCUGGCUAUGUUACCAAGGACGACUAUGGAUAUGGCGGAGACGAUUGGCCCCACAGUCCCAUUCCCUCCGUCCGUACCCCCAACUAUGUUUCCUCGCCUCUGCCCGCGAAUCUCGGUGACAACGACCUGGUCGAUGUGGCCUGGUUGUCCUUCUUCACCAACUUGAUGUUGCCCAUCCUCAAGACCUUGGAUCCUGCCAACAACUACACUGCCCAGCCUUACCGCGUCGGUAUCACCACCAACGAGAUGUGGCCCAUUUACGUCAAGGCCAAGUGGGGCAAUUCGACCUGCUAA